AUGGAUGAAGACACACCCACCCUUAAGCCUAGACGGAUCGAGAAUCAGAAUGUGGUCCAUCGGCUUGAGAGGCGCAGGAUCUGUUCAGGCCGACCGGGGGCUCACUGGUACAGAGUACGCUGCUUCCACCAGAAUCUAUUUCCAAACUUUACGGUGGUCAAUGUGGAGAAGCCGCCGUGCUUUCUGAGAAAGUUCUCACCUGAUGGACGCUGCUUCAUCGCCUUCUCAUCUGACCAAACAUCUCUUGAGAUUUAUGAAUACCAAGGAUGCCAAGCUGCCCAAGACCUCCUAAGAGGCCAGGACGGUGAGACCCUUCUAACGGCCAAUGACCAGCGCUCCCUCAACAUCCGCGGCCGCCUGUUUGAACGGUUUUUCUCCCUGCUCCACGUCACUAACGUGGCAUCAAAUGGAGAACACCUUAACCGGGAGUGUAGCCUCUUCACAGACGACUGCCGCUACGUAAUUGUUGGCUCGGCCGUGUACGUCCCCGAGGACCCACAACCGUACUUUUUUGAGGUUUAUCGUAACAACGAAUCUGUGACUCCUAAUCCUCGGUCCCCUUUAGAGGACUAUUCCCUCCACAUCAUCGACCUCCAUACAGGCAGACUGUGUGAUACUAGGUCCUUUAAAUUUGACAAGAUCAUCCUUUCUCACAACCAAGGCCUCUAUCUGUACAGAAAUAUCCUGGCUGUACUGUCGGUUCAGCAGCAGACCAUACAUGUCUUUCAGGUGACUCCAGAGGGAAUGUUUCUCGAUGUCAGGACCAUAGGGCGUUUCUGUUAUGAGGAUGACCUCUUGACACUCUCGGCUGUGUACACAGAAGCUCAGGCUGAGAGCCAGCAGGGCUUCCCGCGUCUCUACACUGACAAAACUAUCAACUCCCUUAAGCACAGGCUGCUGGUCUACCUGUGGAGAAGGGCUGAACAGGAUGGCAGUGCCACUGCCAAGAGAAGAUUUUUCCAGUUUUUCGAUCAGCUGAGGAGACUAAGGAUGUGGAAGAUGCAGCUGCUGGAUGAGCAUCAUCUCUUUAUUAAAUACACGAGUGAAGACGUGGUUACACUGAGGGUCACAGACCCCUCACAGCCAUCUUUUUUCGUCGUGUACAACAUGGUGUCAACAGAGGUGCUGGCCGUCUUUGAGAACACCUCCGAUCAGCUGCUGGAGCUGUUUGAGAAUUUCUGUGACCUGUUCAGAAACGCCACGCUGCACAGUCAGGCUGUCCAGUUUCCCUGUUCUGCUUCCUCCAAUAACUACGCUCGGCAAGUCCAAAGAAGAUUCAAAGACACCAUUGUGAAUGCCAAAUAUGGUGGUCAUACAGAGGCGGUGCGCCGGCUGCUGGGUCAGCUGCCCAUUAGCGCGCAGUCAUACAGUAGCAGCCCUUACCUAGACCUGUCACUCUUCAGCUACGAUGACAAGUGGGUUUCUGUGAUGGAGAGACCUAAGACCUGUGGAGACCACCCAAUCAGGUUCUAUGCACGUGACUCUGGCUUACUGAAGUUCAAGAUCCAGGCAGGCCUUCUAGGUCGACCAGUCAACCACGCUGUGCGGCGACUUGUGGCGUUCACUUUCCAUCCUUUCGAACCCUUUGCCAUUUCUGUCCAGCGCACAAACGCAGAGUAUGUGGUCAACUUUCACAUGCGGCAUGUUUUUGCAUGA
Molecule: messenger RNA, 1656 nt
Organism: Nerophis lumbriciformis (worm pipefish)
Lineage: Eukaryota; Metazoa; Chordata; Actinopteri; Syngnathiformes; Syngnathidae
Source: RefSeq, a predicted model, not a curated record